Molecule: messenger RNA, 2861 nt
Organism: Megalops cyprinoides (Indo-Pacific tarpon)
Lineage: Eukaryota; Metazoa; Chordata; Actinopteri; Elopiformes; Megalopidae
Gene: cerk
Product: ceramide kinase
Exons: 13
Coding region: 187-1866 (559 amino acids)
Molecular function (GO): kinase activity
Source: RefSeq, a predicted model, not a curated record
UAAAUGGAAGAAAAACCGCUACGCAAUACUGAGCACCUCCGAAGGUGAGAACAGUAACACUGUUACCAAAUGUAGACAGACGGCCUCGGCUGCACGGUAAUAUAGUUGCGACUGAGAUGCCAAGAAUGAGAUAACACAUCGUUAGUCGCCUUCACCUGCCCAUGGUUGGGACAUCUUGGUGAAAAAAUGGAAAAGCCACCAAGAUUACUGACAUCCCAGCUUUUACUGAAAAACAGGGUCUUUGAAGUCACGUUAAACCGUGUGCUACUGACAUGGAAGGAGCUACAGACCAAGAAAAAACGAGUCUCGGGGAAAAUACACAAUACGUUCAAAGCCGGCAGCUACAGCGUGCCCGUGUCUGAAAUCAUAGCAGUUCGAGAGACCGAGGUGGACAGCCGGACCAAAGAUGACGGGAGAUGGCAGAAGAUGUCCCAGAAGCCAUCGGAGGCGUACCCAUAUGCGUUUACAGUGUCCUGUGUGGAGAGGGCGAGUCGGCACCGCUGGCGGUGCGGUGACGUCACCUUCCACUGCACUGACGGGCUGGUGUGUCAGCAGUGGGUCCAAACCAUCAGGGAGCAGCUCUCACUACUGACCUGCAGACCCAAGCACUUGCUGGUGUAUAUUAAUCCCUACGGAGGGAAACAACAGGGGAAGCGGAUUUACGAGGAGAAAGUGGCCCCGCUCUUCUCCCGCGCCUCCGUAUCCACCGACGUGAUUGUUACGGAGCAUGCAAAUCACGCCAGGGAGCACUUGAAGACGGAAGCCGACCUGAAGAAGUACGACGGCGUGGUGUGCGUGGGCGGGGACGGCAUGUUCAGCGAGAUCAUCCACGGCCUGGUCACGCGCACGCAGCGGGACUGCGGGGUGGACCAGGACAGCGCCGAGGAGAGGCUGGUGCCCUGCGGGCUUCGGAUCGGCAUCAUUCCCGCGGGGUCAACGGACUGCAUUUGCUACGCCACCGUGGGCAUCAACGACCCCGUGACCUCGGCCUUGCACAUCAUCGUGGGGGACUCCCAGCCUCUGGACGUCUGCUCAGUGCACCACAACAACACCUUCCUGAGGUACUCCGUCUCCUUGCUGGGUUACGGUUUCUACGGCGACGUGCUGGCGGACAGCGAGAGGAAGCGGUGGAUGGGGCCGGCCAGAUACGACUUUUCAGGUGUGAAGACGUUUCUGACACACAACUACUAUGAAGGAACGGUGUCGUUUCUGCCAGCGACCGACAUCUUGGGGAGCCCCAGAGACAAGACUAUGUGCACAACUGGGUGCUACGUGUGCCAGCGCAACGGGCAGCUCCUCUCAGAGGCCAAUCAGGACUACAGGGUAGAGGAGGACUCGUCCGACAGCGAGUGUGACGGAGACUGGCGGGUGAUUCGGGGGAAGUUCCUGGCCAUUAACGCUGCCAGCAUGAGCUGUGCCUGCCCCCGCAGCCCCAAGGGCCUGUCCCCCUCCGCCCACCUCGCCGACGGCACCACCGACCUCAUCCUCGUCCGCAAGUGUUCCCGGAUCAACUUCCUGCGCCACCUCCUACGCCACACCAGCAAGGACGACCAGUUCGACCUGGACUUCGUGGAGGUGCACCGCGUGCGCAAGUUCCGCUUCACGCCGCGGCAUUGCGAGAGCGACACCGACCUGCAGCUGGACCUGAGGGAGGGCGGGGCCGGGAAGAGGCUGUUCAGCCAGAUCUGCAGGGACCACCCGGCCUGUGGCUGCACCCCUGUCUACAGCAGCUGGAACUGCGACGGGGAGAUCCUGCCCCAUGCCGCCAUCCAAGUGGGAGUGCACAGUCAGCUGAUCCGGCUCUUCGCCCGAGGGAUCGAGGAGAAGCCCGUUUUCGAGGACGGCGGCGUGCCCUGCAUCGCGUAGCUGCCGCCCCCCCACCCCCUCUCCCCUGAGUCCGACACACUGAGAGAGAGAGAGAGCCCUGCUGGAUUAUACAGGGAUCAGAGGUCACGUCGGUGGCGCCCCGCCGCUGCCACGCUGUCCCACACGCUGUUACCUGACCUGAUUUAGUUGCUGUUCAGCUGCGGUGUGACCGACCCUCACUUUGACUUCUGUGUUUAUGUGCUGUAAGUCACAGGCAGCAGUGGCAGGUGUCUGGUACACUUGAAUUAGGAUGCUUAGUUAUCCUCCAAACACUGUAGAGAAGGAAACCUGAUGGAACUCAACACAGCUGUGGUUGUCUUCAGGAAUCAUGACUGAAAAUUUACCAGAAAAGCGUUGCUCCUUCAUAUGCACUACACAAACAUUCAUAAACGGCUAUGGGGAAGUGACCUAGACUGCCACAGGUUGUGCUCCGUUUCUGUCCGCGUCACAAGUGACAUUGGCUUCACAGCGGGAAUGUCAGCUGUUGAGCGAGCUUAUGAAUGUACAUGCAGUUCCUAUGCAGGGCGUGACAUAGACGUGUUUUUUCUCUCCUUUUUUACCUUCAGUCCCAGUAGCUGAGCUGAUGUUCCUUGCUUUUAAAGAAUUAAGAGUGAAGAAUGAAGGACUGUCAUUGUUAGAAGGAUAGAGGUGCUGCCGAAAGUUACCAUCGUUUCCUUCAUCUUGUACCCUCUUGCACCAGUUUGAGCAGGCGGCCUUUUAUUUGACUGUUACAAUAUCAGAUAAUAUAAUGUUAGCGUUCUUAUUCUUGUAACACUGAAAAUAAAGAUUUACCAUUAAAGGAUAUGCAGAAUUCUUAGCUUGUGGGAUACUUUGUGAAAAAUGUGACAUGUGACUUGUGACAAACAGGACGGUUUCUAAUAAAUCUGAAAAUAAAAAAAGUCCAUCUCAACAUGGUCCGUACACAUCAUAUUUCAAUACCAAAAUGAACAAAGAUUCCACUGACAGUCACCCAAUAGAAGAGCAAUGAACGCUCU